This is a messenger RNA of Lontra canadensis (Northern American river otter), 803 nucleotides long. RefSeq names its product mannose binding lectin 2 (gene MBL2). Gene Ontology annotation, biological process: surfactant homeostasis; positive regulation of phagocytosis. The coding region runs from base 7 to 741 and encodes 244 amino acids. Lineage: Eukaryota; Metazoa; Chordata; Mammalia; Carnivora; Mustelidae. Gene Ontology annotation, cellular component: rough endoplasmic reticulum; multivesicular body. The record is from RefSeq and is a predicted model, not a curated record. The transcript has 4 exons.
AGGAUCAUGCUCCUGUUUUCAUCACUUCCUGUCCUUCUGUGUGUGCUGACAGCAGCCAACUCAGAAGCAGAAAUCUCAGGCGAUGCCCAGAAGACGUGCUCAGUGAUUACCUGCGCCAUCCCGGGCAGAGACGGGCGGGACGGACCCAAGGGAGAAAAGGGCGAGCCAGGACAAGGGCUCCGAGGUUUGCAGGGCCCUCCAGGAAAAAUGGGGCCUCCAGGAAAUAUCGGGGCUCCUGGGGUUCCUGGGCCUCCAGGACUAAAGGGCUCCAAAGGAGACUGUGGAGAUAGUCCAGUUGCUGAGACGAUGCUGGCUAACCUGGAGAGGGAGAUAAUGAGCCUGAAAUCAGAACUGGACCGUGUCAAAAAGUUGCAAACCUUCUCCUUGGGCAAAAAGACUGGGAAGAAGUUCUACGUGACCAAUGGUGAAGAGAUGACUUUUUCCAAAGUGAAGGCUCUGUGUGCUGAGCUCCAGGGCACUGUGGCCACCCCUAGGAAUGCCGAAGAGAACAAAGCCAUCCAGGAUGUGGCCAAGAGAACGGCCUUCCUGGGCAUCACGGAUGAGGUGACGGAGGGUCAGUUUAUGUAUGUGACAGGGGGGAGCCUGACCUACAGCAACUGGAAGACUGGUGAGCCUAACGAUGCCAGCGGGGAGGACUGCGUGACCAUCCUGAAGGACGGGCUCUGGAAUGACAUCUCCUGCAGCAUCCCCUACCUGGCCGUCUGUGAAUUCCCAGCCUGAGGAGGCAGCUACCUCAGCCUCCUCCUGACCUCCCUGCUCUGUUCUCUCCUGCUGAAAGAGAA